GCAACCUUUAUCUAACCAGUCUACCGUCUGUCAGUCGAGACAAUUCAACAUAUAUGUGUUCAGUAAGCAGUCCCAUACUCCGAACGAUCUGGACAGGACCUGACAUGCACGUUCAAUUCCUUCAAAAUUUUCAACCGGAUGAACAAAUUUGGAGGACCGAGACGCUGAAGCCAAGGAUUAUUUACAAGUCUGCCACGAGACAAGUUGCCCUUGUGAACCAGUCGUUAACACUUAAAUGUAUACUAAGAGGGCACCCACCUCCCACCAUUGUUUGGCAAUGGUCAAGUGAGAUAUCAAGUCCACUGCCCAUGGAGGGACCGGUGAAUUCUUCUGUAAAAUCCCAUUUCUACGAAGUAGACAAGAUUUACAAAUCAAAAGGCAUUGUGGUGCGUCAUCAGGGCACCGAGCUGUUCAUUCCGUCCGUGAAACCGUUCAACCAAGGAGCAUAUCGUUGCUCAAUCAGAGAAGGUCAAGCUUCAUCCACAAGAAUUGUACCGUUUGUCACUUACGAAGUGCUUGUUGAAGGUCCACCAACCUUUGCGGUCGUUCCGAGGAAUACCAUUAUUCCAAUUUACGGAUCAACUGUUUUAAAUUGCUCAUGCGAUCCCGAAUGGACCAGGCCACCCGCGACCCUGACCUGGUUGCUCAACUCAAAACCAAUCGAUGAUCAUCUGGAGAUGAACCGUGGACAAAUAAUUGGCCAGAGUCUCUAUCUGAACCAUUCCAAUCUUGUUGAUGUCGCUGCGUUCCAGUGCAAGCUGAAUAAUACCCAUGGCUGGCGCAUAGCCAACGCAUACGUCAAGAUUUGGAAUCAACCUCCUGCAAUCACUCGAUCUCUGGCUCCUGAAAAUCUAGUGGCAGAAAAGCAGUCCAUUACACUGUACUGUGAGUCGAUGGGAGCACCUCGAGCUAAUAUGCGAUGGAGAAGAAAUGAAAGAUUACUACGAGAUUUGCUGAUCACGUCCGGUCAUUAUGUUAGGGAGAGAUUCCAUACAACGGACGCAGGGAACUUGAUAAUUGAAAAAGUCACAAUCUCGGACGGCGGCUUGUACAGUUGCAUUGCGUCCAAUCCUUUUGGCAGCACCAAUGCUAGCGGUCGACUUGUGGUUCGUAAGGCCACACAUAUUUCAAACGGGCCGCAGAUGUUUGUACGAACCGGUGGCUUGGUGGUCAAAAUGCAGCAAAACAAAACUAACAAUAUGACCCGAAUAAGAGAGCAGAGCUUUAUUCAACUUACAUGUGAAGCAAAGACGGAUCCUCUGGAAAUGAUGCACUUACAGAUGACUUGGAUGAGGAACAAUAUAACAAUACCUAGUGAGGUGAAUCACUUGGAGUCAGGACUCACGAUUUCUAUGGACGGACGUACUCUUACGAUUGCUAAAACCGUUCCAAACGAUAGUGGGUUAUACACAUGCGUUGCCCGGAGUCGACUGGACAGCGACAACGCCAGCAUUUUUCUGCUGGUUGAAGUAGGUUUAUCGGAAUCCAGCGCAGUCGCACCAUCGCUUGAUGGUCAAAUGGAAGAGAUGUGUUACAUCCCACCGCAACCGGUUCAAUCUCUCCCGGAAACAUUGUUUGUCUAUGGAACGAAACCAAACAAUUUGGUUAUUCGAUGGAACCCACUUCCGCCAAUAGAACACAAUGGGCCUGGACUGGUUUAUCGAAUAACGGUUGCAUGUAUUGACUGCCGGUUCGGACCAAACAAGCCAUCGAAAAACACCACCGUUGUCAGUGACUGGUCCACAGGAGAACUGAUUCUCGAUCGCCUCACCAUAGUUAUGGAGCCAAGAGGUGGCUAUGUGCCGGACGUACGUACAUGGACUAUUGAAACUUUCCGUACUUAUGAGGUGUCCCUGAUGACCGAAAAUGUCAUGGGCACAAGAGUCCUAAAACCGUUGAUCACAACUGGCCAUUCUGGAGAGGACAUUCCACAGCUUCGCCUGGAACCACCGGAAGUUCAAUAUAUAGGGUCCAAAGAAGUUGUCCUAAGUUGGGCGGCAUUUCCACUGCCCGGUUUGGACCAGAAAGUUCAUGGUUAUUUCAGGGGUUUCCGAAUUGAAUGGUGUGAGGCCGUAUUAACCAAUGAGCUUUGUGAAUUCUACAAAGUGCAUCAGGAUUUUAUUGUAAGGGAACCGCCACAAUCAAUGUUUGCCAAUCUUCGAACUUCAUAUGUGGAGAGCAAAUUGGAAAGCUUCAGUGAAUCUGGUACAGCAGUUCAAAUUACCAGACAAUCAAUGUUUGCCAAUCUUCGAACUUCACCUGUGGAGAGCAAAUUGGAAGGCUUCAGUGAAUCUGGUACAACAGUUCAAAUUACCAGUCCGGCUUCCGGCCAAACUUCGUUUUCUCCACAGGGCGUGGACAAACUGCAAGAUAAAUAUGCAGAAACUGUGCUAUCCAACAAUACCUACACUGCUAAAUUAGAAAGUUUGCCAGGACGAACAAAACUCAAAAUUACAGUCAGUGUAUUAAACAUUCAGUAUAAUGGAAUGCCCAGCCAUCCAAUCUACGUUCUGACAAAAGAGGGUGUAUCGGACGCAGUUCCCGAAUUCGUUGUUACCUUUGUCGGCGUCAAUCACGCAGAACUUUCAUGGGUUCAGCCUACGCAAAAUGAUGGCAUGCUGACAGCCUACGAUCUGGAAAUAUUUCAAGUUAUAGAUAACCAAACCUCCAACAGAGUUGCCUCUGAAAUGUCAAGUUCUGGGCCAAAGGAGAAACUCGUUAAACAUAUCACCAUCGAGGAUCCGUCACAGUUGGCCACUCGAAUAUCGGAACUCGAUAUGGAUUCAUGCUAUAUGGUCCAGCUCUGGCCCCGAACUCGAUCAGGCCGUGGCCAUCCUAAAAGUGUCAAAUUCCAUACGGCUCGGAUGAUCAAAGAUGACAAUACAUCGUACUUUCAGAUCAGUCUUAUUUCCGGGAAAGCUCUCACUGUGAACAUCAGUGUGAACGCACAUCUACUGCGGAAGCCAAUGGAAUCGCGAAGUCAACUUGCACUCAGCGUGAGCAGCAAACCCGAUGAUAAUCAGGGUCUUAUAACACUACAGGAAACUGUUGUUGGCACCGGUACCAGUUCCCCAGAUCGAUGGCUUCAUGAUCAAAUUCCAACAAAUUUCUACAAAGUCCAAAGCGGAAUCUCGGCUCAACGAAAUACGGACAUGUUUUAUGCCCAAUUUCGAAAGGCGGGACAAAAAAUUUGGGAGGAAACUCAGAGGGAAUUUAGAAGGCCAUGGAUCAUUUUGAGUAACUUACUGAACGAUCAGAAGUACGAGAUCCGUGUGGUUCUUGUCAAAACGACAGGUCAAUCCAUGGUUAGUCCAAGCAAGUUCAUCCACGUACUGGAUUCCAGCCGUCCACAAUCCACAUGGUCAGAAACCGGAUCAGCAUUUACGCUGUUCUCUGUAUACCGACAUUCAAAAUUUCUAUUUGUCACACUAUGUGCCUGCAUUCUCCUCACCAGCUCUGUCGCCUUGCUGAUCUUCAUUGUUUGGUGCUGCAAACGCGCAGGACGGCAGGUGAGCGUCCUAACCACCAAUACUGAGACCACCGCUGGUACAGAUUAUCAAAACGAUUUACAACUUCCCACGUUAAGGAUGCUCUCUAACUACAACUCCAAGUCGAAAGAUGCAAAGUUGCGUUGUGAUGCUUACUUAGGUAGUGGCGUGCCGGACUCUGCUUACAUGACUAUGAAUUCAUGCAGCGAACAACCGAGUACAAUUCAUUUACAUAAGCCCCCUCUUUCUGCCCAAUCUUAUUCAGUUUUCCACAGCAGCCCACUGAUCACGGAUUCUUGCCUCCCAUUAACUGAAUUUUAUUCACCAGAUUCUCAAACCGACGAUAGUUCUUCCUCAUUUACAAACGUUUGUAGACUAU
Messenger RNA from Opisthorchis viverrini, 3867 nucleotides. RefSeq lists its product as hypothetical. The transcript has 15 exons. NCBI's taxonomy places the organism in Eukaryota, Metazoa, Platyhelminthes, Trematoda, Opisthorchiida, Opisthorchiidae. The annotation marks the transcript as partial. Gene Ontology annotation, cellular component: neuron projection. Gene Ontology annotation, molecular function: protein binding. The record is from RefSeq and is a predicted model, not a curated record.